CAUGUUGAGUGAAAAUCUUAUAAUUCUCUAUAUGAAAAACCCAGAUCCUAUAUUUUAUGAAAUGAUGGAUGAUCUGGUGAUUUAGAGUUUAAAAAAAGAAAAUGUGAAAAUAAUUGUAACUGAUUUAGAAGAAUUAAGUGUUAUAAUUGGAGAAGUAUUCAAUAAAAUAAAUAAUAGCAAUUUAUAUUUUUAAGAAAUGGAGAGUAAAUAUAAUUUGAUGCAUUUUUAUGUUAUGGAUAUAUGGCACCAAAGCAUUAUUUGGAUUAUAUGUACUUUAAUUUUGCUGCAUUUACAGCUGGAAAGAUUACAUUAUAUUCACCACAAACAGAAAAUAUAUUAUAAAACAAAUUAUUGCAAUAUGCAAAGUUUAGUGAAGGAUAAGUGCCAUUUCCUCGUUGUAGUGCUUCAUUCUCUGUUUAAUAGUUUAAAAAAAACUUAUCUCAAUUUGAAAACAAGGCAAUAAUGAAAGAGGUUGUAGGAUAUGAAGGAACAGGAGUUAAAUUGUCAAGUAAUAAAAUUUAAAGUACAGAAAUCUUCUGUAAAUCUUUUUGGAAUGGAGAGUAAUCAAUAAUUUAAGAUUUUGUGGGUGAUUCUGUUGGUCGAUCUAUUAGAGUUUUAGUUAUCGGUGGUAAUGCAGUAUCUGUAACCGAAUUUUAAGAUAAUAUUGUAACACUACUUUUUAUUAUAAAAGGAUUUUAAAUCAAAUGGUUAUAGUGAUGAUUUUAAAAUUGAAUCUAAAAUGGAUAGUAUAAAAAAAGAGGAAUAUUUUAGAUUAGCAGAAAAGGCAUGUUUAGCUAUUGAUCCUAAUCUAACAAUUGGAGGAGUUGAUAUUAUUGAUUCAAAAAAAUAUGGAUUAGUUGUUUUGGAAAUCAAUUAAUGGCCAGAAAUUACAUUUUCUGAAGAUGUUACAAAAUUACCAUUAUUCGAUAUAUUUGGUAAAGAAUUUAUAAGAAAAAUAUAACACAAUAAUAAUAAAGUUAAAGUAUGA
Messenger RNA from Paramecium pentaurelia, 988 nucleotides. The record is from the annotation of a GenBank genome assembly. Lineage: Eukaryota; Ciliophora; Oligohymenophorea; Peniculida; Parameciidae.